Belonocnema kinseyi is the source of this 4511-nucleotide messenger RNA. RefSeq names its product tetratricopeptide repeat protein 21B-like. Gene Ontology annotation, molecular function: protein binding. Gene Ontology annotation, cellular component: intraciliary transport particle A. Bases 319 to 4287 code for a protein of 1322 amino acids. The record is from RefSeq and is a predicted model, not a curated record. The transcript is spliced from 8 exons. Gene Ontology annotation, biological process: intraciliary retrograde transport; protein localization to cilium. Lineage: Eukaryota; Metazoa; Arthropoda; Insecta; Hymenoptera; Cynipidae.
GAAAGAGCUGUAUUAACGUAUAAAAAAGAUGCACAAAUUAUGGAUUUGCGAUCAACCAGCGUUCCUAAAAAUCAUCAAGGAGAAGGAUUGGCACAGCGCUUAACAGAGCCAUAAAAAAUCCUGAUCUCGAAGAACUAAUUGUCGGGCCUCCACACGUCUUAGAAGGACCAUAUUCCGAAACCCCUAAUCCCGAUGCCGUUUACGAAAUCCCAGAGCCCGAAGAAUUCAUGAUUGCUCCUCCCAAAAACUAAAUCCGAAUUGUCUCAGGAGCUGAAAAUCAUACUAAAAACUAUAGAAAAUCUCCAGAAACCGGUUAAAAUGGAGGAACUAGAAUACGAAAGCCUGAUCGAGUGGUUUUGCCGACAGUGCUAUUACAAUGGAAUGUUAUCUCACGCCAAACAAGCGACUGAUGCAUUUCCAUCAAGCGAUCGGUUAAGAAUCCUCCUCGCUUUAUCGCUUCACCUGACUAAUCAAAAUCGAGAAGCCUUGAAGGAAGUAACCGGAAUAAUUCUCCAUGGAGAUCUAGGUCUUUCAGCUUUACUCGUUCAAAGUUUAAUUCACAAAUCGUCUGGAAGCGUGGACAGGACUGCAGCUGCCCAAAUCGAGGCGAAAAUCAGAGAAGAUAGAAGAAAAGCCUCUACAGCUGCAUUGUCUCUAUCAGCAAUGAUCCUCGUUUCAAUCCGGAAGCCAGAGAAGGCCAAGGAAUAUGCAGAUCGAGCUUUCAAAAUUGAUUCCUCAGACCCUAAUGUUCUAAUUUCCAAAGGCUGGACAGACUUGUACCUCAACAGUCGGAGCAACUUUGGAAGAUCGACGAAUUUUUUCGAAAUGGUUCUUAAAUCCAACAGCAAGCACUUGAACGCUCUUCUAGGUUCUGCCAAGUUUAAAGAAUUCCACGAGGAUCAUCCAGGUGCGAUUUCGAUUCUGAAUUCUCUUAUUGUUCGCUAUUCAAAGUUCAGUUUUCCCCUCGUCGAGAAAAUGCUGAACCAACUCGCGAUGAAGGAAUGGGAACAGGUUCUCGAGACUGCGAAUCGAAUCCAAAUGAUUGAUAACAACAGUCUUGAUGCGAUGAAGGCAAGAACUUUCGUGACGCUCUGCAGAGAUGGAGAUUACGCAGAAGGUGUGAAAUAUGUUCAGCAGUUGUUCAGAAAUUUGGUGAUCGUCGAAGCGAGGAAUGUCGAUCUUUUGAACGAGAACGUUCAACUUUUUUCGAGGAUCGCGGGCAGAGAUAAGGAGAUUCUGGCGGAACUUUUUAGAAUCGCGGAGAAGAUGGCGCAUCAGAACACACAGAGUGGAGACCUGAUGAUAGAGUUGGGAAACCUCUCUGUUUCCAUGGGCAAAAUUAAAGACGCCGAGCGCUGGUACCAAAACACUGUUCGAAUCGACGAAUCUUCUUUUGCGGCUUUGGCAGGAUUGGCACACUGUCAGUUGUUGGAUUCGUCGCCAAGUGGAAAGGACUUGGCUCGUCAACAGGUCGAUUUUCUGAUGGAAUUGCAGGCCCAGACACCCAGUCCUGAAAUUCUCUACAUGUCCGCACUAUUAUCAAGUUCAGAUGCGAAUAAAGCCUUGCAGAAUUUGGACGCGGCUGCUACAAUUUUAGGAAAGAAUUGCGAUGGAUUUCCUUUUGGAUACGAAUAUCUCAAGAGAUUGAAUCCGGAUCUUUCUUUGGAGAUUGUUAAUGAACAUUUGCUUCAUUCACCUUCUGAUGCUCUAACUAAUUUGGAAGAUAGUUACGAAUUGAAGAGUAAAUCGGAACUGAAUAGUCAGGGAUUGGAUAAAAAACCGUGUUUGGCACUUUUGGAAAAAGUCACUGAAGCCUGUCCAGGAUUUGGAAAGGCUUUGCUAAUGUUGGGGAAGAUUCGAAUGCAGAAUGGAGAUUUCGAAGGAGCUUUGAUGACUUUAAAGAAACUCUUGGAUCUUGUAGAUCCAACCAAUGCGACAGCACAUUUGUUGAUGGCUCAAAUUCUCGUUCAUAGAGGUCAAUUUCAAUUGGCAUCACAGACUUUGGAAGUGGGAUUGAGUUACAAUUUUAAGGUCAGGGAUAAUCCGAUUUAUCACAUGAUUCUGGGAAUGGUUGCGAAGGAAAAUGGAGAUCUAGAAGCCUGCAUUCAGCAUUUCCGAACGGCGAUGACCUUUGCUGGAAUGAAGCCUGGAGAUAAGAGUACUGUCCAGACUCAGAUUUCAAUUUCGGAUAAGGCUACGUUAUAUACUGAAUUGAUAUUUGCUUAUAUCAAGAUGAGGAAUUUUCGGGAGGCUUUGCUACUGAUUGAAGAGGCUGGGGCUAAAUUAAAAGACACUGCUGAGGAGGGAAGACUGAUUAUUGGAAAUGCAGAGUUGUCUUUAGAAAUGGGAGAUGUUGAUAAGGCUAUCAAUUUCUUGUCGAAAGUUUCGCCUGGUGAGCCUUAUUAUUUACAAGCUCAUACGAAAUUGGCCGAGAUUUAUUUGAAGCAUAGGAAGGAUCGAGAUUCAUUUGCAAGAUGUUUUAGAGACUUGGUGGAAAAUUGUCCAGGUUCAAAAACUUACAGCAUGCUUGGCGAUGCUUACAUUGCAAUUCAAGAACCAGAAAGAGCGAUUGAAGCUUACGAGCAUUCAUUAAGAAGCAAUGCAGGUGAUAAAAAUUUGGCUCGGAAAAUGGGAAAAGCUUUGGUGAAGACUCAUCAAUACGAAAAGGCGAUUGAAUAUUACGAGCAUAUUAUUAAACAGAAGGAAUUUGGAGAUUUGAAACUCGACAUGGCAGAGUUGUUCAUGAAGCUUAAGAUGUAUGAGAAAGCGGAAACGAGACUCUUGCAAGAAUUAAGAAUUGGUCCUGCAGGUUCUGAUCUACAAGACUUGGAAAUCCGGGGCAAACAAUUGCUUUUGCUUGCUAAAGUUAGAGAAAGAAGUGGGAAUAUAAAAGGCGCACUUUUCACUUUGAAAGACGCAAAAGAUAAUCAAAACAGAUAUAUCCAACGAGCAGCAACUUCAACCGACACAACAUCUCGCAAACAGUCAUUGACGCAAAUUUGUUUAUACAUGGCUGAGCAUGCAACUACUUUGAGAGAAUUCGAUCAGGCGAUUGAUUUCUACAAAGAAGCUUUGAGUUACAAACCUAAUGAUAUCACAGCUCUUCUGUCUCUAGCGAAACUUUACAUGCAGGUUAAUGACUUGGACAGAUGCGAACAAACUUGCAUGAGUCUUUUGAAAGCUGAUUCCAACAACGAAGCAGCUUCAGUCAUGAUGGCUGAUUUGGCUUUCAGGAAAGUAGAUUUUGAAACUGCAGCAGUUUAUUUUCGUCAGCUUUUACUUCAGAGACCAACUUAUUGGACAGCUUUGGCGAGAUUGAUUGAAGUUUCAAGACGGACAGGAAAAGUGGAUGAUCUUGAAGAGUGGCUUUCGCGAGCAGAAAAGGCAAUGGAUUCCUUGAAACAAGAGGCUGGAUUUUAUUAUUGUUCCGGAUUAUUAAACUGGCGAACCGGGAAAUUAAACUCUGCUCUUCGGAACUUCAACGCAGCCCGACGUGAUCCAGAAUGGGGACAGCAGGCAAUUUACAACAUGAUCGAAAUCUGUUUGGAUCCUGACGACGACUCUCCUCUUUCCAACGAAGCCUUCAACGACGAAGACGAAGAAUAUCAGGAUUCAAGAACCAUGGCCCUAAAAACCGCGCAGCGUCUAUUGAAAGAGCUUUUCCCAACCGGAAGUCCCCAUGAAUCCUUGACUCAUCGGCUCCUAGGAGAUUUUUUCCUUCUCGCUACCAAGCAAAAAUACAAUAUCGAAAAAGCAAUGCACGACUGCACAGCGAUGGCUAGUGAAGAAUCCCUCAGAGACCAUGUUGGUCCAGCUUUAGGCUUGGCAAUGGCUCACAUUCUCUUGAAACAAACUCCUCGAGCCAGAAAUCAUUUGAAGCGUGUCAGCAAAAAUGUGUGGACUUUCGAGGAUGCAGAAUAUUUAGAACGGUGCUGGUUAUUGCUGGCUGACAUAUACGCUCAGUCAAACAAGUUCGACUUGGCCAAGGAAUUGUUGAGACGAACCCUCCAGCAUAAUGCCACUUGUGUUCGAGCACACGAGUUGUCUGGAUUUAUUGCCGAGAAGGAGCAAAAUUAUAGAGAAGCUGCGGCACGGUAUGGACAAGCCUGGAAAUUCGGCGGGAAGUCGAAACUCUCGAUGGGAUUUAAAUUGGCGUAUUGUUGCUUGAAGGGAAAAGCUUAUGCGGAUGCUAUUGACGCGUGCAAUGAGGUUCUCAAACAGAGUCCUGAUUAUCCGAGGAUUAGAAAGGAUAUUUUGGAGAAGGCGAUUAAUAAUUUGAGGACAUAGAGAUUGAUGAUUUUAAAAAAGCGGAAGUGACGCGCUUUAAAUUUGUGAAAGUCCGUCCUUUUUGUCCGUCCAUGUAGUUUGACUACAAAUUAUUUUAAAUAAAGUAUAAGAAAUCCAAGUUUCGCACAAUGUUUCUAAAGCCUUCAAAGAUGCGGAUGUUGUAUUUUCAAUUGGCAGGGCCAGCGUUAUAAUUGAAGUGAAAAAGAAAUCUUAUUCAACGAUCC